UAGAAUUAGGUGAAAAGUAAGUGAUUUUAAAAGAAAUGGCAGAAUCGUAAAUAUGAGUCAACGGCUCAAGUCUACUGAGAGAUCCGACCAUAAAAGAGGAGCCAUAGAGAAGAGAAUCGGUCAUUUCAAUAGCCAUGUCGAACGCCGAGAAAGUCAUCAGCGGAGGAGCAUCGAGCAGCAGCCACUCCGUUUUUGGAGAAGGAACAGCCACUGAAGCGAGUGAUGAGUUUACAGUAACAACGGAGGAGGAGGGGGAGGUACGAUCGGGAACACUGUUCGAACUGGAUCUUCUUGAUUGUCCCUUUUGCUGUCACGCACUGACAAGACCUGUUUUUCAGUGUGACAAUGGACACAUAGCUUGUUCUGCUUGCUGUACUAACCUGAGGAACAGAUGCCCUUCUUGCACUUUGCCCAUUGGUGUCUAUCGAAACAGAAUGAUGGAGAGAGUCGUGGAAGCUAUCAUUGUCCCGUGCCCUAACGCAAAACAUGGCUGCACCGAGAUGUUCUCUUAUGGCAAAGAGUUAGUCCAUGAGAAAGAAUGCAGUUUCGCUCUAUGCUACUGUCCUAGACGAGGCUGCAACUACGCCGGACUCUGCAAGGAUCUCUACCGUCACUACUAUAACUGCAGCAGCGCACGGGAAUAUUUCAGGUGCGGCUAUAAUGUGCAGGCAUGGAUGCACAUCAGUGAUAAGAUUUUAGUUCUUCAGGAAGGUAGAGAGGGUCCAUUGGUUGCGAUUCAGUGUUUCGAGGAGGAACAAGGAGUGUAUGUGACUGUCAACUGUAUAACACCUUGUGCUCCUGGAGUCUCGGAAUUCUCCUUUCAACUCUCUUACUCGUCGUACGGAGGAGCUCAUAAAACCAUGUCGUUUGGAUUGGGUGAGAUGAAUAGGAUUCAGAAAGUGAGCUUCCAAACUCCUGACAAGGACUUCAUGUUUGUUCCUCACUAUUUCUUGGCUGGACGGACUGAUUUGAAGAUGAAUAUUUGCGUCCGCCGACGAGGAGGAGAAGAAGAAGAAGAAAACACAUGAUGAGGAGACUGAUGUUGUUGACAAAGUUCUCAGGAGAAGAUAAAGAGGAGGAUGAGCAGGGAACGAGGAAGGAGUAUGAUUGUAUGAAGUUUAAUAUGCUUUUGGAUUGUGUAUGAACUUAAUGUAUGAAGUUUAAUAUGCUUACGGAUUUUGUAAAAUUUAUGAAUUUAUGUAGUGUUUAAAAAAAAAAAAUUUAUGUAAUAUGAAUUUUAGUAUGUUAAAGUAUGAUUUUUAUUUGGACAUGC
Molecule: messenger RNA, 1273 nt
Organism: Brassica oleracea var. oleracea
Lineage: Eukaryota; Viridiplantae; Streptophyta; Magnoliopsida; Brassicales; Brassicaceae
Product: E3 ubiquitin-protein ligase SINA-like 2
Exons: 3
Coding region: 135-1028 (297 amino acids)
Molecular function (GO): zinc ion binding
Source: RefSeq, a predicted model, not a curated record